GCUUGAGUGAAUGUGAACUAUUAUUGCAGCUCAAUGAGUUUAAAUGUGACCAUCUCUGAAGUUCCGGCAACAAAGCUCAACGGCUACACUUUUGUUUCGGAUCUACAAUGGCUCCUUACAUGUUGUGAUGAGCGCUUUCUGACAGAUACGAGCAAAUGGAUUCUAGAAAUUCUUGCUUAUUGCCCCGAAGCAUGGAUUCGUAAAUAUGCUGAAACAUCCGCUGAUGUCCUUAGCCCAGGCUCUUCUUCUUCCAGUGCAUGCCCUGUUCAAUGGCCCACUGUGACUCCAGGAAACCGUGCUCUUCUUUUUGGGAAAAAUCUGCUUAUAAAUCGCGACUUCGCUCGCGCAUCAUUUUUCCUGCAGAAGUCCAAAGGCCUAGGACCUGUCGAGAGAUUUUUGUACUAUUGGAGCAAAUAUCUGGGCUCUAUCAGGUCUCGUCUUGAGAAGGAUGCUGAAGCUAUAGAUAGGAAGGCCGUGGAGCAUAGUGAUGACCGCGGGUUUGCAGAAUUGUUGCGAGAAAUUGAGAAGGAAGAUCGCUCAUCCGAUAUAUUUCUACUCUAUUUAGAAGGUAAAAUCCAGGCCGCUUUGGGGGUGACGCAGACAGCAGCUGCGACCAUGAAAGCAGUUUUGAAAUUGGACUCCCGCUUUUGGCCGGCAUGGGAGGAACUUAUACAAUUAAUAGAUAAAGUUGAUGAGAUUGCAGCUUGUAAGUCCUUAUGUAGUCUACCAGUGGAGUCGUCAUGGAUGCCGGAUUGGUUCGAGAGUUUGGCUCUCUCCCGUUUUCACAUGGACAACGAAGCACUCAAGAAAGCAGAAUAUUUGACAUCGCGAGGCCUACCCGGAAUCCCAAUGAUUCUUACUCAAAUCGCUGCAUGCUCAAAUCAUUUACAUGAUCAUGAAAAAACCGUGGAGGUGUUCAAAUCAAUCCGCGCUAUGGAUCCGCUUCGAAUAGACAAGAUGAAUCUCUACUCGGAUUCACUUUACAUUCGGGGUGAUCGUGUGCAACUCUGUGAUCUCGCUCAUUCUUUCUUCGAAACGCAUAAAUUCUCUUUCGAAACGUGUUGUAUAGUAGGUAAUUAUUAUGGACUUAGACGGGAGAACGAGCAAGCCAUUCGGUUCUUCCAAAGAGCGCUGAGAUUGAAUCCAAGUGUAGCCUCGAUCUGGGUGCUUGUUGGCCACGAGUUCAUGGAGCUGAAAAAUAAUGCAGCAGCUUGCAUGUCAUACAGAAGGGCUAUCGAAGUGGAUCCAAAAGAUUAUCGAGGGUGGUAUGGGCUCGGUCAAAUGUACGACAUAAUAAAAAUGCCGACAUACUCGCUCUUCUACUACCAGCAAGCACAUCUCUGCAAACCGCAAGAUUCGCGGAUGCUAGUGGCACUCGGAGAUGUUUACCAGAAAAUGGGUCGACUUCGAAAUGCAGAGAAAUGUUUCAUCUCUGCAUUCAAAUAUGGAGAUGUGGAGGGCACCGCAUUGUGGAUGCUGGCGAAGUUAUACGAAUCUGAAAACCAGAUGCAGCGAGCAGCACGGUCAUAUGAGGAGUAUCUAAGAGAAUACCAGGAAUUGGAGGAAAGCGAGAGCGAAAAUGUUGUUUACUGUGUACAAUUUCUCGCCAAGCAUUACCUUGAACAGCGUGAUGUGGAGAAGGCGUUUUAUUAUGGACAGAAAUGUCUUGAGCAUGAUUCUAUAUCGGAAGAGGGUCGGUUUGUUUUGCGUGCAGCUGAAGCGAUGAAAGACGAUAUGGACAAGCAGAAAAACGACGAAGCUCCUAUUGAAGACUCUUUUACCACUACUGGAUUCGACAUAACUCGUCCAUCGACCAGCAUGGGUGGUGACGAUUCAGAGAUGAUAAUUUCCGAAGGAGAAGGGGAUGAGUCUUUCUAAAAUCCAAUGUUGACAACGAGGAGAUAGAGGACAGCGAAGUUCCAAGCGUACUGUUUUGCUCUAACUAAGAGAAUGAAUGGCGCGACACGACCAGUAGAAGUAAUUGAAAUCUACUACUGAAGAUUUGUUGUUUGACAUAUUUUACUUAUCUGUACAGUCUGAAGAAGAUAAAUUGGAGUUAUU
Messenger RNA from Cylicocyclus nassatus, 2061 nucleotides. The record is from the annotation of a GenBank genome assembly. Lineage: Eukaryota; Metazoa; Nematoda; Chromadorea; Rhabditida; Strongylidae.